Messenger RNA from Cooperia oncophora, 510 nucleotides. Lineage: Eukaryota; Metazoa; Nematoda; Chromadorea; Rhabditida; Trichostrongylidae. The record is from the annotation of a GenBank genome assembly.
AUGAUGAGAAGAACUAACGACUUCAAUGUUAUGACAGAAUUUGUCGCACAGAUUCCACAAGGGAGGAAUCGGUAUAAGGCUCCACUACCAAAAACCUGUGCUGAUUUCUGGUACAUGGUUGUCCAGGAGAAAUCAACUGCAAUUAUAAUGCUCUGCAACUUCAUCGAACAGGUUUUUUUGGAACCAGAACCUUAUGGUAGACCGCAAGUCUCGAGUCUGAGAACUGCAUUUCAGAGCUCCAAAAAAUCAGCACCUUACGUGCCAUUGGCUGCGGAAGAGAGCCCGAUGAAUUUUGAUGGUGUAAUUGUGAAAUUCAAGAGGCAGGAACAGUUCCACUUCCCUAUCAACACGAAGGUGAACAUUCGAGUGACUUAUGUGGAAGUGCGAGUUCCCGGCGAGGCACCACAUGCCACCGUCCACUAUCAUUGGCAAGACUGGCCUGAUCGAGGCGUGCCCGAAGCGGAUCUUGCACCAAUAUGUCUGCUUGCAAAAAUACGUAACACCUCGUGA